Cinara cedri is the source of this 2724-nucleotide messenger RNA. The record is from the annotation of a GenBank genome assembly. NCBI's taxonomy places the organism in Eukaryota, Metazoa, Arthropoda, Insecta, Hemiptera, Aphididae.
AUGGGUUUAGCUUCAGCGUCAGGUCUAUUGCAAAGAGAGAUGGAUAAGAUGUUGAGCGGUUUGUCUAAAUUAGGAUGAUUUUAUGAUGAAAUUAUAGUAGCAGGAAAAGAUGAUCAAAAACUUUGUAUAAGGGUACAUGGAGUUUUAAGGAAACUUUCCGAUGCUGGGUUGACAGUUAAAAAAGAGAAAUGCAAAUUUUUCAUUGACAGUAUUAAUUUCUCAAGGUAUCAAGUUGACAAAAAUAGUCUUCAUGUUCCUGAUGAAAGAAUUGUGGUAAUUGUAACAUUCACGUUCCUAAGAAUGUACAAGAGGUAAAAGCUUUCUUAGGGUUAGUUAACUAUUAUGAAAAGUUUUUAAAAAUAUGUCAACUGUUACAGGAUCUCUUUAUGAGUUAUUGAAAAAUAACUGGGUGUCACGCACACUAAAACUUCCUCAUAUAAUCCUUCAUCUAAUAGAGCUUCUGAAAACUAAGUGUAUACUUUUAAACAUUUAAAAAACAAAAAUAAGACCUGUGGAGACAUAGAUAUUUAUAAGUUAUCUUAUAUCAUAUGGAUAUCUAUUAUUUUUUUUAAAAUAAUAAUUUUAUUUUAACCUUUUGUUCUUAUUUUUUAAUUAACAAUGAAGCAAAAUAUAAUCUCUGUGUAUUGUUUAGACAUAAUAAUUUACCCAUAAGAAGACUUACAGAAUUUCCAAUUAAAAAUAUUCAUUAGCAAUAAAACAGUAUUACGAAGAUAAAUUAAUGCAAAUAGAGUAAGUAUUAUGUAAUUUAAUAUUUUAUUGUUUAUGUGUUUUUAAGUUUAACUUUUUAAAUCUUAUAUUUUAUUUAAAACUGUUAACUUUGUUUCUUCUCCUAUGAAGACCUUAAGUUUAAAAUUAUUAUAAAGAUUAAGUUAGAUAGCUUUUAUUCAGACAUAUGAGUAACUACACCAUUAGAAAGUAAGAUAAAGAAGUAUAGAUAACCUAUAUAUAGAGUUUUUAAAUAUUUUAUUUUAUUUUAAUUAUUAUUGAGUUAUUAUUAUCAAGUUUAACUCUGGCAUAUGAAAAAAACUUAAAUUAUAUUAUUGAUUAAAAUGAUAAUAGUGUAUUCAGAAAUGAAAAACGAAAAUAUACUCGGAAAUUAUUGGAAGAAGCAGAAGUAGAUUCUAGAAUGAAUAGAGCGAGGCAGUUGUACCAAAAAAUAAACAGUAUAAGAGGAGGAUUUAGAAAACAUAACAAGUUCUUGAAAAAUGAAGAUGGUUCACUGACAACAGGACAGGAAGAGAUGUUGGAAAAAUGGAAACAAUAUUUUGGCCAACUGCUCAACUGCGAAAAUCCAGAAGAAACUUUUGAAUGGACACUAGUAGAAACCAACGAUUGCGAAUGCCUACCCCCUACUAUCAAUGAAAUAAGACAAUAAAUAUUAAGGUUAAAAAACCAAAAAUCUCCCGGAGAAGAUGGGANUGCCUAUUAGACAGAAUAAAGCCGAUUGCGGAAGAAAUAAUAGGGGAUUACCAAGGAGGUUUCAGACCAAACAGGUCAACAACAGACCAAAUAUUUGUGAUUAGGCAGACCCUUCAAAAAAUGUGGGAGUUCAAUAAAGACGUGUAUAUAUUAUUUGUGGACUUCAAGAAAGCCUACGACUCUAUCCACAGGGCAAGCUUAAUCAAUAUUCUAAGGGAAUUUAAGUUUCCAAAAACGCUAGUUAAUCUUGUAGAGGCAAGUUUAAAUGGAGCAAAGAUUAAAGUAAAUCUAGCAAAUACGUUGUCACAACCAGUGGAAGUGGUGAUUGGCUUAAGACAAGGAGAUGCGCUUUCUCCUGUACUAUUUAACUUAGUGUUGGAGAAGAUAGUAAGAGAAUUCAAUUUAUGUGAAGGGGUUGAGUUAGGUCGAUCGACAAUUAAUGUUCUGGCAUAUGCGGAUGAUAUCUCUCUAAUGGGAAGGAGUAGAGAGAUGAUAAUAAAAAUUGAAAAGUCACUUAUAAAGGCUGCGGAGAAAGUAGGACUAAGGGUUAAUGAAGAAAAAACAAAGUAUAUGGUGGUCAGUCGGAGAAAUGGAAAUCAGGUACAAGAAGAAUUCAUUGAAGUGGAAGAAUACAAAUUUAAAAGAGUGGACCAAUUCAAAUACUUAGGGUCAAUUAUANAAGGCUGCGGAGAAAGUAGGACUAAGGAUUAAUGAAGAAAAAACAAAGUACAUGGUGGUCAGUCGGAGAAAUGGAAAUCAGGUUCAAGAAUAAUUCAUUGAAGUGGAAGAAUACAAAUUUAAAAGAGUGGACCAAUUCAAAUACUUAGGGUCAAUUAUAACUCAAGAUAACGACAUUAAAACAGAAAUUUCAAUGACGGAGCAGAAACAUGGUCUCUGAGAAAGACUGAAGAACGAAGAAUUGCAGUAUUUGAGAGAAAAGUACUCAGGAAAAUUUAUGGGGCAUACUAUGAUGUUCUCACAAAUGAAUGAAGGAAAUUACAUAAUGAAGAACUGCAAUCCCUUUUUCAACGACCGGAUAUACUGAAAGAAAUAAAAAAAAGACGGCUAGUUUGGGCUGGACAUGCCUGGAGGAAACAUGACUCAUUAAUAAGAAGAGUAAUAGAGGAAAACCCAGUAGGGAGGAGACCUCUUGGAAGACUGUGUCUAAGAUGGGAAGAUUGCGUAAGGAGAGACACUGAAACAGUGGAGCCGGAGUGUCAUUGGCAGGAAGUAGCAGAGGAUAGGGAUAGGUGGCAGUAUGAUUAUCUAGAGGUAUGGUCUUGA